CUUUCCUGCCUGAGCUUAAAUUCCAGCUGUAGUGCUGAGGUGAACAUGCUUACAGGUCAACAGCGCAACAGCAGACUUUCAGUGGCUUACUGCGAGAUAUUUUCGGCCCUCAGGUCCAGCUCACACAGUUCUUAUUUUAUUAGCAUAACUCCUGGUAUGUAAGAUGCUCAUUUGGGCUUCGCUCUGUGACUAUUAUCUGAAACCUGCCCGCAGGAAGCCAGGGAGGCUGCCAAGACAUCAUCAGGGGCAUGAAGCCCCAAAUAAUGUUAAAAAAACUUCAAAGAUACUCUGAUAUAAUUUAUCAGUCUAAUAAAUGCUGUUAUCUACCAAGAACAUUUGAAGGAACCGCAAACAAGGCGCAUUUUAUUUGUGAUUUAGCCAUGCUAAAUUUUAGUUAGUGUGCUGAGCUACUGUAGGGAACAGGGAAGAGCAUGAGUGAAGGUCUCUGAAGGAUCUGAACAUCAGUGGCAGGGUUAUAUGAGGCUACAGACCGCGGUGCCUGAACCACUGCACCAGUUCCAAACUCCAGGUCACCAUACAGUUCUAUAAUUUAAAGUAGCUAUCGGUGAUCUGUUAUGAGUUAUGAACUCUGUACCGUUCUGCUUUGAGUGAGGAGGUUUAUUUAUAUUUUUAUUUUGCUUUUGGCACAUUUAUGAAAUGGAGAGUUUGUCACUAUUAAAGUGUGCACAAAGAGCAACAAUGAAAAAACAAAACUGAGUGUUGCUGUUCUGGCACAGAAAGUCCCAUAAAUUUCAACUCUCACUCCUGGAAAUGGAUGAAUGAGUUCCACUCAAAACCAUAUCCUUUAUGUGGUCCUGUUCCCCCGCAUAAACAGGACAGGAGAUCUCAGGAUCUCACCUUUGAUUUUAACAGCAUUUCUGCACCACAUGUCUUUGAUAUAAAAGCUGCUCAAUGUAUCACCUUAGAUCUGUAUUCAAGGUUUGUUUCAGGUCAUUUUAAAAUAUUUGUGAACAAGUCAAAUUUUCUAGGCCACACCACCACCUGAGUGUACAGGGUGCAGAGUGAAUAUACCUCUGCUUUCACCCUCUUUUUCAUCUCCUCCAGCCCUCCCCCACACACACACUCUUCCCACACUUGUGUGGAUUAAAAGCUAAAAAGGGCUGAGAAGUCAAAGCCUGUCAGUCCUUCCAAGCCUUCUCUUUCUUUCACUUGUUAUCUCUCCCCAGCUCUCUGUCAAUCUCUUUCUUUUUUUUUUUUUUUACCAACCUGAACUCUGGUUCAGGAUUGCACCUCUUCUCACACACCGUCCCUUGCUCUGUGGUUUGGGGUAGGUCCCAGUCCAAAACAGGAAUAGGAACAAGAACUAAAGCAAGACUACACAACUGGAAAUGAGGAGAUUCUCCAGUGUUGUUUUUGAGGAACUUGGAUGCAGGAGGAGAUAAUUUGCUUUUCUCUUAAAACUUUUCAUACUGUUUGGAUUGCCUAUGAUAUUUUCUCCCAACGAAAGAACACAGAUAACUUUUCCUGCUGUAUGCUUCUGUACACUCAAUAUACCUGGAGUUUGGGUGGUGCUAGUCAACGACAGGCUCCGACACUGACAUGGCUCCUAAGUAGGAAAGCUGCUCACAGUGAUGACUUGGGGUCGUCUCGUCACCUGUCCAGCUUUGGACUAGAGGCCUGCUGAGUGCCGAGAGAGACAGUCUUGCCCACGAAGACAAACUCAUUGUCACAUUAAUCACCAUAAACCGUGCACUCCUCCUCUGUGUCUAAAGCAUCAGAAUAGCUGUGUGAAGAAAUGGCAAAUCAUAGAGACCCUCGCUUUCUGCACAACCUGUCCUACCACCCACGAUGGCAGCACGACUCAGUUAAAAUGAAGAGAAAAAGACCUAUGCGCACAAUAGCUACAAAGAGUUGUAGUGGGUAUAGUCUGUUUAAAUCAAUAGCAGCUUCAUCAUCGUUGUCAUUGUCAUCAAAACCACAGUUGCCAUCAUCCCCUGUGCAACGCUCCAGGAGCUGGUGGGGGAACUGGUUUCUUCUGCCCUUACUUAUGGUCUCAUUUCUGCCCUGUCAAGCCUGGGCAACCACUUUCAAGGUGGCGUUAGUUGGACCCUGGACAUGUGACCUCUUAUACUCAAAAGCCCUCCCUGACUUGGCAGCCCGCCUUGCCACCACCCGCAUAAACAAGGACCCCUACCUCAACAAAGGCUACUGGUAUGACUACACGUUGAUCAAUGAGGACUGCAAGUCCUCCCGUGCACUUGCGCGCUUUGCUGAGCUAGAAGGUUAUGGUGCUGCUUUCUUGGGCCCUGCCAACCCAGGCUACUGCUCCUCAGCUGCUUUGUAUGCAAAAGAGUGGGAUGCUGGGAUUCUUUCUUGGGCUUGCCUCAAACCCAACAUGAAAAAAGGACCGAUGUAUCCCACUUUUCUGCGCCCGCUGCCACUGUCCUCCCAUGUACUUUUCACUGUGUUGAGGUUCUUUCGUUGGGCCCAUGUAGCCAUAAUCUCAGAGGAGACAGAUGUGUGGGAAGCCACAGGACAGGAGCUGGCCUCGUCACUGAGGGCCCUUGGCCUGCCUGUCAGACCUGUGGUCACUAUGACGGGUGAUAAGGACGGGCCACGAAGAGCCUUGACCAAAGUGCGGGAAACAGACCGAGUUAGAGUGGUCAUUAUGUGCAUGCCUUCUGUCCUGCUUGGUGGUCAGUCUCAGUACCAACUUCUAACAACAGCCUUGGCCAUGCGUAUGAUUGACCGUGGCUAUAUCUUCAUCCCCUAUGACGCCCUCCUCUAUGCACUACCCUACAAGAAUGCACACUACUAUUCACUAGGCAAUGACACCAAGCUGCGGAAAGCUUUCGACGGGGUCCUCACCAUCACUAUGGACUCUGGAGAACGCAAUUUCCACGAGGCCUUCAGAGAUGCUCAGAAUAGCUAUGAAAUCCGCAGCAGCACUCCACCUGAGGAGGUUUCUCCAUUUUUUGGCACCAUCUACAACAUGAUGUACUACACAGCUAUGGCUGCUGAGCAGGGCCGUGCCAGUGGAGGCCGUUGGGUAUCUGGUCAGAUCCUGGGUGACAGCCAGGGAGGCUUUGAGUUUGAAGGCUUCAAUCAGCCCUUGAGGGCUGGCAGGAACGGUAAAGGCAUGCAGGCUCGCUAUGUAGUGCUGGACUACAGUGGCAUGGGCACAUCUCUCUACUCCACUCACGUUCUGGAGGCCACUCACACAGACGGUUCUACUGGGGGCUUGAAAUAUCUUGGCCGUUCAAUCCAUUUCGCAGGCAGUACUCCCUACACAGACUCAAGCUGCUGGUUUAGCCCCUACUUUGCCUGUAGUGGAGGCUUGGAUACAGUCACUCUCUUCUUUCUUUUCCUUUUCUUCAUUUCACUGGCCGGAAUUGCAAUUAAUGUCUUUAUUCAUUUCAAGAAACAUGGCCGAGUUGGAUUCAACUUUGGAGAAGGUAGCAGUGGAUCCACAAAGGUAGUCCUGACCCUGGAUGACCUGAUCUUCAUCAACACUCAAAUCAGCAAGCGGAGGCUCAAUGAUGAAAGUAUCUUGAGAAGUCAGCUGGAUAUGAAGACGCCUCACCACUCAGUGUCUGGCCGCAGCUACUUGGCCUCCACACCAGACAGCUCCAAUGUUGCCGUGUUUGAGGGUGACUGGGUUUGGUUAAAGAAAUGCCCCAGUGGAGCAGUAUCAGGCGUCAACAGCAGCACAGAGUAUGUCUUUGUCAAGCUUAGAGACAUGAGGCAUGAGAAUAUCAAUCUGUUCCUGGGACUGUUCUUCGACUCUGGGAUUUUUGGUGUAGUGACCGAGCACUGCUCCAGGGGCAGCUUGGAGGAUCUUCUCAGCAAUGAAGAAGUGCGUCUUGACUGGAUGUUCAAGUCUUCCCUGUUAAUGGAUCUGAUUCGAGCAAUGAAGUAUCUGCACAAUCGUGAAAUCAUCCAUGGACGCCUGAAAUCCCGUAACUGUGUGGUAGACGGACGCUUUGUGUUGAAGGUGACAGAUUAUGGGUUCAAUGAGAUUUUGUCUUUCCAGAACAUUGACAUUGAAGACGAAAAACCUGAGGAUUUGCUUUGGACGGCACCUGAGCUGCUGCGAAAUACUGCUUUGAGGAAGAAGGGCACUUUCUUGGGAGAUGUCUACAGCUUCUCCAUCGUUGCACAGGAGGUCAUCAGUCGCUCUUCACCUUUCUGCAUGCUGGACAUGCCUCCCAAGGAGAUUAUCAGCAAGGUCAAAGAGCCUCCUCCGUUGUGUCGGCCCAUUAUGUCAGUAGACGAGGCUCCGGUAGAUGUGAUACAGGUUUUGAAACAGGCCUGGAGUGAAGAGCCUGAGAGGAGACCCACCUUUGAGGAGAUCUUCAAACAGUUCAAGAACAUCACCAAGGGGAAGAAGAUCAACAUUAUCGACUCCAUGCUGCGCAUGCUGGAGCAGUACUCAUCCAACUUGGAGGAUCUGAUUAGGGAGCGGACAGAGGAGCUGGAGGUGGAGAGACAGAAGACAGACAAACUGGUGGCUGCAAUGUUGCCUAAGUCUGUGGCCCAGGCGCUGAAGACAGGCAAACCCGUCAAACCUGAGCAUUUCAAUGAGGUCACACUGUACUUCAGUGACAUUGUGGGCUUCACCACAAUCUCAGCUCUCAGCGAACCCAUUGAGGUGGUCGACUUACUCAACGACCUCUACACACUCUUUGAUGCCAUCAUUGGACUGCAUGAUGUAUACAAAGUAGAAACUAUUGGAGAUGCCUACAUGGUAGCCUCAGGAGUCCCCAAUAGGAAUGGCAACCGUCAUGCAGCUGAGAUGGCCAAUAUGUCUCUGGACAUUCUUCACUGCAUUGGGACCUUCAAGAUGAGGCACAUGCCUGAACUCAAAGUCAGGAUCCGUAUUGGCCUGCACUCUGGCCCAGUGGUAGCAGGAGUGGUGGGUCUUACGAUGCCUCGGUACUGUCUUUUUGGGGACACUGUCAACACAGCAUCUCGAAUGGAAUCCACGGGCUUGCCUUACAGAAUCCAUGUGAACCAAAGCACGGUUGAUGUCCUGAACAGCUUGAAGUUGGGAUACAAGAUUCAAGUCAGAGGCAUGACAGAGUUAAAGGGAAAAGGAAUUGAGAACACAUAUUGGUUGGUAGGAAGGGAGGAUUUCAACAAACCUCUGCCUAUACCUCCUGACCUUCAAGGGGGAAGCAACCAUGGUAUAGCUUUAGAGGAGAUACCUGUUGACAGAAGACAAAAAUUCCUGGAUCGACAGAAGAAGAUGGGCUAACCUGGUGUUAAUGACAUUUUUCAGAAAAGAGGGGUGUGCGAUUGAAAAGCUGAACACUGCAACAUUCAACAAAAAUCUAACAUAUUUGUGCUACGCCAAAAUGAAAGCUAAAUGAUCCAGUAGUGACAGGAGAAUUCCCACUUUUCAAAUUUGUUGAAAUCUUUUCUAUACUAUCAUUCAUAGGUUUAUUAAACACCAGCUCCCAAACAAGAGGCAACUGUUCAAUUUGAUGUUUUUUAUACUGAAGCUGAAGAAGACAUACAUCAUAAUAUGCAUACCAAGAGUUUAGAAGGCAGCAAUCAUCUAACACGAAUGGAUUGUAAUUGAUGUAGCCACGAGAAUGAUCACAGUAUCAUUUGUAAUACUGGUGUACUUCCUGUACUGUAUGUAUUCGUACUGAUCUUUUUGGGCUUUGUAGAGAUACUGGAGACAUGUUAUCAUGAACACCCCUCCAUACUGCCCUCAUCAUGUGUGUAAUAGAGCCUUGCUAAACUCACUUAAGAAUCAUUAGUCUGUUAUAACAAAACAGAAUUCAUUCAUUCAUUCUCUAUACCGCUUAUCUGUCAGGGUCACGGGGGGCUGGAGCCUAUCCCAGCUGACUAUAGACGAGAGGUGGGGUUCACCCUGG
Messenger RNA from Scatophagus argus, 5846 nucleotides. It is a transcript of the gene gucy2d, whose product is annotated as guanylate cyclase 2D, retinal. The transcript is spliced from 19 exons. The coding region runs from base 1757 to 5218 and encodes 1153 amino acids. Gene Ontology annotation, molecular function: peptide receptor activity; ATP binding; protein kinase activity. Gene Ontology annotation, biological process: receptor guanylyl cyclase signaling pathway; intracellular signal transduction; cGMP biosynthetic process. NCBI's taxonomy places the organism in Eukaryota, Metazoa, Chordata, Actinopteri, Scatophagidae. The record is from RefSeq and is a predicted model, not a curated record.